AUGGAUUCGACAAAGGAUCCUUGCAAGAUACCGGCAGGGAAACCCCCCGGUGGCAAAUACAAUUUCAUUGAUCCUCCCAGUCUGGGACCGACCGUCAUCGCCGUCGGCACUACGCUGCUGGCCAUCUCAAUCGCCUUCACGGGUGGGCGGCUGUUUAUCAAUCGCAGCAAGUUGCACUCUGCCGACUACAUCACAUUGGUGGCGUGCCUGGUCAACAUUGCCUACACUGGCGUCAUCAUUGCGUGCAAGACACGACAGCACGAUUCCUUCCGCCACGCCUGGGAUGUUCCGGUGUGUUUUUACACCGGGCGCUUCCUCCAGCUCCCCUUCAUCCAGACGGUGCUGUUUUCGCCCGUCGUCUUCUUCUCAAAAGCGGCCAUCUUCUUGCUCUACCGACAGCUCUUUGCGACGGGUAGACGACUCAAACUAGCCAUCAACCUUGGCCGUGUCAUGACUUUGCUCGUGUACCUGUCCAACAUCCCACUGGCCGCCGUGUACGCGGCACCCGAUCCUAGCAAGCCAUGGUCCUCGCUCCUCGUCAAGCUGCAGGCCUAG
Metarhizium robertsii ARSEF 23 is the source of this 555-nucleotide messenger RNA. RefSeq lists its product as uncharacterized. NCBI's taxonomy places the organism in Eukaryota, Fungi, Ascomycota, Sordariomycetes, Hypocreales, Clavicipitaceae. The coding region runs from base 1 to 555 and encodes 184 amino acids. The record is from RefSeq and is a predicted model, not a curated record. The transcript is spliced from 3 exons.